AUGCCGUCUUUGAUCCGCACUUUCAAGGGCGGCUCAGCGAUGGUACACGCGGCCGGGCACUGCGACCUCCGACGCCCCCAGCUCUACGUACACAACCAGGGCUUUCCAUCAACACCUCGUUCCUUUCCGGGACAACCUACGCAAGGGGGAGCACCGAGCUUCUCAACUAUCGAGAAACCCGUGUUGGCGUCAAAUCUUCCCGAGGUCGACGGCAGCAUGUUCUGGCCGGGGUUUAAUGCGGGUGCUUCCGACCUGCCGUCCACAGUAUCGUCGAUUGCCCUUUCCUCAACCAUGGAUGAGAGUCCGUCCGAACGCCUCUCACAAAAUACCUCGCAGAGCACACUAUUCAACCCUAGCUUGGGUCCUUACCAAUCCGCUGUCGGGACGUCACAAGACCACGACAACAUCUCGGCCUCACAACAAUACAUGUUCCCUCCGCAAAUGUCUUUCAACGCUGGCCUAACGUCCCUCCCGGGCCACGUACCACCAUCUUCGGCAAUGAGCAUAGACGAGCCGCUCUCCUUGCCCCAGAGCCCGAUAUCACCUGCGGACUUGCGUUCGGCAACAUCGAGUAACAAUAGUUGGUGGCGUCCAAAAGUAGAGGUCGAAACCCCACAGCCAAACCCGCCAUCCGCCGGGCCAGGCCCUUGCUUCCCUCUUCAACCGAACAUGCUGGGCGACAUGGGGCGAGGCGUCAGUAGCGGAUUGUCAAGUCCGACGUCUCCUACUACGGCUGCGUCUCCUUACUACCAAGUACAGUCGGCCUCGACCCACGCCAUGUCUCGGGCGCUAAGCCAAGAGUCCAUGCAGAGCAGCAUGACGACGGUCUUUGGGACUCCCAUUGCAGAAGGAGGUGGUCAUGGUGCUCUAACACCGCGCGCGGAGAAUCAUCAGCACGCCCACACCCAACAACACGAGCCCCAGCACGACCAACAACACACCCAGCAACACAAUCAUCAACACAACCACCCGCACAAUCACCAGCACACCCACCAGCACGGCCAACACUCGGCCGCCACUCAAGGCAAACCAGGCCCAGAGUCAUCCGUCGAAGACCUCGUCUGCGACGAGUGCCAAUGGAAGCCUAGAGGUGUCAGGGAAAACCUCAAGGGGUACCUCCGCAAGCACAAAAACACACAUAGGGGCGUGCGGCUGGCGUGUGACGUACCGGGCUGUGUCAAGACGUUCAGUCGACUGGACAACCUCAAAAAGCACAAAAAGGAUAAGCAUGGCAUCGAGGACACGGGUGGCUCGGUUCCUGCAAAGAGGGUAGCGGGCGACAUCUCGGAGACCAUCGAGGAGGAGGCGGAGUCGAAGCGUCCAACCACCGUCGAGUCAGAGAUCAGGGCCGUGACCGAGGACUACUCGAUGCUCUGGCCAGCCUUGCACUUUUAA
Molecule: messenger RNA, 1395 nt
Organism: Chaetomium globosum CBS 148.51
Lineage: Eukaryota; Fungi; Ascomycota; Sordariomycetes; Sordariales; Chaetomiaceae
Exons: 1
Coding region: 1-1395 (464 amino acids)
Source: RefSeq, a predicted model, not a curated record